UGUUGCUCUAUCAUAUUUUUUUUUACUGAUUUACCAUUGAUGUUUCCAAUAUUAGUCCGUUAUCAUAUUUUACACAACUUUGCUCAGCAUUCAGAGUCAGAAUACUUUAGGCAAGUUCAAAAUCAGAAGUCUUAAAAUUUUCCUAUGUUCAUCCAAAUUGGAAGAUGACCACUAAGACCUGUUGCUUCUGCGUGCCCUUGCCCACUUGUAGCUUGGGCAUCGGAAUAUUCUUCAUCUGUUUUUUCUUCUGCGAAAUGGCUUUCCUCGGUCAAAGAGGCAUUUUUAUCUACUCGAAAGCCGAUAUUUGGGAUUAUGUGCAGUCGGGCAUUUUAACGGUCGGCAUUAUCAGCUGCAUUAUUUUGAUCUGUGGGGUUUACAAGCAUAAGCGAUGCGCCUUUCUUUUCUGGGUAAUCAUUUUUGCGAUCAUUUUCAUAUUAUACAUGGCAAUGUUCAUUAUCGAUUUGGUCGUUUAUAAAUAUAUAUUGACGGGCAUACUAUUGCAACUGGCUAUAAUAAUAAUUUUAGCUAUUUCUAUUAUGGUUGUGUACACCAACUACACUCACCUGAAAAACGAAGAUCUAUAAAUUUGUCAGUGAUAUCUUUCCAAAAAUUUUCUACAUUUUUAUUGAAAAUUGUUAUUGACAUAAAACGCGUAUGAAAGACAUUUGUUACUCUAUUGUAUACAGUUGGCUGUUUACAUAUUGUAGUAGUACUCAGAGCAUGAGCAUUUUCAUUUGAGAAAAGAAACACAGGCGUUAACUGUGUGUAUUUACUAAAAGAUAAUACUUGGAUUUUCAUCCAAAUAUUCCAAGUUUAUUUCAAAAUUAAGCGUCGACCGAGAAAGCCCGAAACGAUAUAAUACACUAAUUAGUUCGCAAUUCAAUUGAAUUCACGAUGGCUUGUCGCUGCAAGUACUUUAUCAAAAUACUGAACAAAUGCUGCUUCUGCUUCUCGCUGCGCACAGGCACGCUGCUAUUGGGCUGCAUAUUCCUGACCUGGUUCGUCUAUCUGUGCCUUGGCAGUGCCUUCAUGAUGGAGAGCAUCUUCCCCAACGAAUACCAGCGGGAGACACAAGGUCCCCCGGCAGCACCAAAGACUACCAUGGUCUUUUCGUUCUUCGGUAUCAUUGCAUCCGCGAUGGUCUGCAUGGGUGUGCACAAUAAUAAUGAGCUGCUAUUCGUACCGUUUUUGGUGCUAACUCCGAUCUAUAUUUUUGUUCACAUACUGGCCAUGAUCAUCUACAACUUUGUCUGGGUCAUUAUUGCCCUCUUUAUUAUCACAAUAUUUGUAUUAAUCUACGCAUGGAUUAUAAUCUAUUCGUACUUCUCGGAACUGCGCUAUGCCUACGAUGAUGAGCUACCCCAUACGUAUAUCUGAAAAUUCAAUAACUAAAUUCUUCCGUUGGUGCGCUUUCCUUUUUGGUAUGGUUUCGAUGUAAUACAAAUUAAGCGUGUGAACUUACAGACAGUUAACUAUCAGAAGUAAAACAGAUAGAUAGAUAA
This is a messenger RNA of Drosophila mojavensis, 1502 nucleotides long. RefSeq lists its product as uncharacterized. The transcript has 6 exons. Lineage: Eukaryota; Metazoa; Arthropoda; Insecta; Diptera; Drosophilidae. The record is from RefSeq and is a predicted model, not a curated record. Bases 895 to 1377 code for a protein of 160 amino acids.